CAUGAAGUGAAGCGCCGGUUACAAGUCGCCUUCAAGGAUCGUGAUGCGAAUGCUCUUGCGUCGACGAUACUUGGCGGGUUCGCGGCUACAGGGCUGUGGUACCUGACACCCCUGUAAACACCAGUUGUGGCUCCUGUCACAGCCGGACCACCCCCUACCUAUGUAUCGGCACCCACCUAGGUAGGCGCCGGAGAAUUGCCAUCUGUUUGCCCAUUUCAAUAACAGCUGCAUUCCCGUCGUCGCGUCUCCUCUCAUUCGGCCAUCAGCUCUUUCGGCUUCCCCUACCUGCGGAACGAUGACGCUGCAAACCUACCGCGGCACCCUGAGGCGCAUCUGGGGACCGAGACAUCCUAUCGGGUUGUCGAGUCUCUCGCGAGGGUAUUCGUCACGCUCAUUUCCCGCCCUCUUCGUGCGCGGCGGCACCUCCAACGGUCUCGUCAUCCACAGACGCGACCUCCCUCCAGAGACGGAAUGGCACAAGGUUCUGCCCGCCGCCAUGGGAUCUCCAGAUCCGUACGGCCGUCAGUUGAACGGCAUCGGUUCGGGCAUCUCGUCAACGUCAAAGAUCGUUGUGCUGUCUCCCCCGUCGCGACCCGGCGUCGACGUGGAUUACACCUUUGUUCAGGUCGGCAUCAAGGAUGGCAGCCUCGACACGGCCGGAAACUGUGGUAACAUGUCGUCUGCCGUCGGGCCGAUGGCCUUGGACGAGGGUCUUGUUACGGAUCCGCACAUCGAACAAGUCGACGGCCAGAAGUUUGCUGCCGUGCGCAUCUUCAACACGAACACAUCCAAAGUCAUCUUGUCACGCUUCAAAGUCGGCGGGAGCCCGCCAAAGUACGCACCGGACGGCGAUUACGCCAUGGACGGCGUGCCCGGCACCAACUCGCCCAUCACGCUCAGCUUCCUGGACCCGGCUGGCGCCAAGACGGGCAGGGCACUUCCCACUGGCAAUGCCUGCGACUGGCUGCUCCUCCCAGAUGCGAGCACUGUUCAGGCGUCGCUUGUUGACGUCAGCAACCCCGGCGUUUUUGUACGCGCCCGUGACAUGGGUAUCUCGUCGCCCGAGGACCUGACCCCAGAAGCUGUCGAGGCGGACGCUGCUCUGAAGGCGAAGCUGGACGGAAUCCGACGCGCGGGUGCUUCUCUGAUGGGGCUGAACCCCGAUGUGGAGAGUGUCCCCAAGAUCGUCCUGCUCUUCGAAGACACCCGUUCACCCGACGUCGACAUCCGCUGCCUUGCCUUGUCCAUGGGCCAGGCGCACAAAGCCGUUCCGCUAACGCUUGCGCUGUGUCUCGGCGCCGCCAGCCAGCUACCAGACACCAUUCCGGCCCAACUGCUCGGUAACCGUUCCAAAAAGACCAUCAUCAUCGGGCAUCCGAGUGGCAGGGUGGACAUCGGGACCACUUUCGAGGGCGGCAAAAUUAAGUCGGCAGAUCUACACCGCACGGCACGAGUGCUGAUGAGGGGUGACGUGCAUUACUAGCGUUCUGAGGAGAUGGCUUGCCUCCCAUCACUCCCGCUUCUGGCCUGAGUCCGCGAUGGCGCCGUAACGGCAUGAACUCAGGCACACACGACCAGAUCCUUCCGCUCAACCUCCAAUCUGAAUGAAUGAAAGAAAAACAGGCCCAUCAUCAGCGGAUGGCUGCGCAGUUGCCGUCCCAGAAGGCGCAUGUCAGGCCGAAACACCUUACGCCUUGAUUUGUGCUACCCAUCCGACAGCCAUGUCGCGAUCCAGCGGUUAAGGUAAUCAUGUCCAAGGACAGACGGGAUCAAACUCUGGUGACGCACUGAGCCUUUACAUCACGCGGCAAUACGAAAAAGGCUCAUCUUGCGUCCAGAGUCCGGCACAUGAACCAAAUAUACACCGAAGACGGAUGUCAAUCGGCUUGUUACUGUACGGCACCUCUCUAUUCCUUGUCUCUGGCUAGCCUUCAAACACUGCGUACCUCCUCUUGAAACUUUUAUGGGGAUCGAUGCUGGCCAGACUUUCACCAAGGGUGACCUUGUCCAGGGCUAGGGACAUCGAGCAGGCAGCAGCAUUUCGACUCUCUGUCGACCAACCACCCCCCAUUAUAACCAGCCGCGUGGCUCGACUGCCAAACCCGACCUCCCCAGAUGGCACAUGCAUCCCGCAGACGUAACGUUCUUUUCUCUUAUUGGGACCUACACAGCCAGGCCGAAUGAGAUAACUUUGCCAGCCUGGGUCUAGUCGUGCUCGCUCUCUAUCACAGUCUGCAAGAUGGACCUGGCUCAUCCGCACAUAUGUAAUUGUUGUUGAAGCGAACAGAAAGCCUUCCAUGUGUGUAGUUCAUACCUUAUGUCAUAAAGAGACUUGCUACCCAUCUCGUGGGAAGAGUGCUGGAGUUAGCGAGUGCUCGUAUCGGCAAUUGACCACUGUACCCUGCAUUACGACUCGCUCUAC
This is a messenger RNA of Colletotrichum destructivum, 2422 nucleotides long. RefSeq lists its product as uncharacterized. Lineage: Eukaryota; Fungi; Ascomycota; Sordariomycetes; Glomerellales; Glomerellaceae. The transcript has a single exon. The coding region runs from base 296 to 1483 and encodes 395 amino acids. The record is from RefSeq and is a predicted model, not a curated record.